Magallana angulata is the source of this 4261-nucleotide messenger RNA. RefSeq names its product slit homolog 2 protein-like. The transcript is spliced from 3 exons. Lineage: Eukaryota; Metazoa; Mollusca; Bivalvia; Ostreida; Ostreidae. Gene Ontology annotation, cellular component: extracellular matrix. The coding region runs from base 238 to 3888 and encodes 1216 amino acids. The record is from RefSeq and is a predicted model, not a curated record. Gene Ontology annotation, molecular function: protein binding.
GAUCUGCGUGCGCGGUCAACCAGGUGUAAGGAAGCAAGUACUAACGAAGCCAGGCUAUAAAUAUAUAUACACCUAUGACGGCGCGUGCCCGGGACCCCCGGGGGGUAAUGUCUUCCGUCUUGUAAGUUGACAUAAGGGAAAUCGGGCCUGCCAGGUAUAUGUUAUGCAGGUAGAGCGAUGUGUUCGUUACCCAGCUAGCUUCGGGUUUUGAGAAGAACAUACUUAGCAGCUACAAUUAUGUUUGGCGUUCGACAAUUAUUUCUACUGGUCUUUCUCUGGAAAUUCCUCGCCAUAUUUGCUGGGAACUUUACGGUAUCGGUGGAGUGGUAUCCAGAGAAGUUCCGAACGUACAGCUUCAAUCGGAACAUCUUUGGAGAGUGCAUCCUUUCUCUGCAAGAGGAUAUGGUCCGGUGCAUGCGCAAUCACCGUUUCCAGGAAAUCGAAGAUCAAUGGCGCUAUAAUCCAGAAAAUGUUACAUAUCUGGCUGUCAACUGUUUAAAACAGGAAUACUAUGCAUCUCCAAAACACGUUUGCAUGUGUAAAAAAGGAAGCAACGCCGCCAGCCCUCAACAUUUCCGGCAGUUUGACGACCAUUUCUACUGCCAGCUCCGGAAACUCCCGAACAAGAUGUUCUCGUCACUCCGGAACUUGGAAGUCCUGGACCUCUCGGACAAUCUCAUCGCCAUCGUCGAAGGGGAAGCCCUCAGAUCCCUGACGUCACUGAAGUAUCUGGAUCUGAGUAGGAACCCCUUGAAGACGUUGGAUGCGGGGUUUCUUUGUGACGUAAACGGACUUGAGGUCUUGUUAAUGCAAGGAACCAACUUUCACAAUUUCCCGGUCCACAUGUUUGACUGUAGAAAGAAACUGGAGAACCUGACUUACAUUGAUUUUAGUGAUAAUCUCAUUGACUCUAUUCCUCACAAUGCUUUCAAAAGCAUACCUAACGUUGUUACAUUAAACCUGACAUCAAACAAUAUCAAUAACACUUUGAUUCAACGUGACGCGUUUGUCGGCCUGCAAAAACUACUCACCAUCGAUUUCACAGAAAACGACCUUACUUCUAUACCGGAGACGCUCUGUGAGCAUGCACCGGAAGUCCAAUAUUUACACAUGGGCGAGAACAGGCUUAAAUCGUUUGAAUUCCAAGCAGUGGAGGUUUGCGUCCAUCUCUUGCUGUUGGAUCUGUCCCAUAAUGACAUCAAGAGUUUGGUUGGCGACAUUGAUCAACCGUCUCCUUUACAGACUCUGAAAGUAUCCCAAAACUUAAUAAAGGAACUGCAAACACCAGGUUUCCUAAGAGGAGCGCAGAAUUUGACAACACUAGAUUUCUCCAUGAACGUUAUUCACGAGAUUGGCCCCACAGCUUUCGACGGACUGUCUUCUCUUAAAAAGCUAGACAUCUCUGACAACAUGCUGAAGAACUCAUCCAUACCACUGUUCUCCCAGCUCCGAUCACUAGAGGAGCUAGACCUGAGUGUAAACAACUUUAUCAAAAUACGAUCGGGGUUCUUUAGAGGAUUAGAAAGUCUAAAGGUCUUGAAUCUCUCACGAAAUGACUUUGAGCUUCUGGAGGAUCGUGCAUUUGAAGGCCUCGGAAAACUGACCGUGCUAGACUUAAGACACAACCUUUUGGCAACUUUCCAAGAUAAUGUGUUUUCAACCAUGUCGAAUCUCAAGUCUUUAUUACUGUCUCAUAACAAAAUCUUGUCUCUUGAUAAUGUAAAGUUUCCGAACUCAUUGAUCCUGUUAGACGCUGAAGAAAACCGAAUGGAACAUUUCCCAGCCUCUCUUUCAAAUUCAUACGUAAACAAAGUAAUUCUUGAUUCUAACGAUAUCACUACGUUAUCCAUUUCAGACUCGGGGAAUUUCUCACAACUCACCUUCGUUUCUUUGUCAAUUAAUAGAAUUCAGACAUUUAACGAGAGAGCCUUUCAAACAUUUACCAACCUGAAGCAUUUGAACAUUUCAACCAAUCAACUUUCAUUGAAUUUAUCACGUGGUUAUUUCGGCGGUGCCGAUUCGUUGGUUACACUUGACUUAUCACACAACAACAUUGAAGAGAUUAACGGGAUGUUUGCCACUUUUCAAUCCCUUGACCAUCUCCAGAAUUUAAUUUUGUCUCACAAUCCUAUCACGCGCAUUCACAAUUUGAUUCCCGAACUGCUCGACAUGAGCGCAUUCAGAGAACCCAACUUGCAGAACAUAUUCCUUUCUUUUUGUAAUAUUUCGUAUGUUUCCGUCGAGGCAUUCGAGGGUUUUCCGAAUCUAAGUCUAGUAGACCUUUCUCAUAACAGAUUAAAAGAGAUCAAACCAUUUAAAUUAUUCAAUUCCAAACCAGUUUUCAAUCUCACAAGCAACGUUUUUGAAUGUUCCUGUGGAAUGCGUUGGAUAAAGGAACCGGAAAUUGAAAUGGGAGACCAAUAUUUUCCGACGAACCAUUACAGAAUGGACGAUUGUGUUGUACUUCCCAAACACUACAAGAUGAAAAUCAGAGACGUUCCGAUUGGCGACUUUUUGUGUAAAACGCAAGAUUCCUGUCCCGAAAAUUGUCAAUGCCUUGGAAAUUCGGAGGCCAGUCACACGACCGUGGUUAGGUGCUCUGACGUCACGCAGGUACCGGAAGGGAUUCCCCGCUCAGCCUUACGGAUAUACCUUGACGGCAACGCCUUAAGAAAUUUAACAUUCUCGAAGGAAGUUAAUACCGGAAGUUUCCAAACCCAAGAACUGUACAUCAAUGGCAGUAAUGUUAGCUUUUUGACACAAGACUUUUUCCGACCGUUCCAAAGUUUGAAAAAGUUGGAUUUAGCAGAAAAUAGAAUAGAGAAUUUACCAAGUGACGUUUUCGCCAACUUGACUUAUCUCGAAGAACUGUAUCUCAGAAACAAUUCUAUAGAUGCAUUUGACUCACAUUCUUUGCCAAACUCUAAAAGCUUGAUGUUGUUAGACAUUAGUCAUAAUAACAUUAAAUAUCUCGAUGCCGAGGUCCUCGAAAUGAUUGUUGAUAAACCGCAUCUCCGAAGAAUCUUCAUCGGAAACAAUGCCUUCGUCUGUAAAUGCAAAAACAAGGCACUGCGAAAUUGGAUCGACGAACACAGGAGCAGGAUUUUCGACCGCGAAUCCAUUCUUUGUGAAAAUAAUGGAAAUGAAAUGAUUCGUGUUGCACCGAGAUAUUUCAACUGUCUAGGAAAAACUGCUGCUAGAUCCUCCGAUCAUAAGGGCGUCAUUGUGGCCGCAGUGAUCUUGUUGUGUGCAGCCUUGCUGGUGUUCGCAUCCUGUAUAUACUUCCGGCGUGACAUCAUAGCUGUCUUUGGAACGAAACUCAACAUAAAAUGCUUUCGUCAUCAGUACGAAGCACACAGCAUUUAUGACGUUUUUCUUAUGUACGAUUUCAAUGACGUCAAGGGGUCCGACUGGGCGAAUAAAGAACUGAUUCCAAGGCUUAAUCAAUUCGGCCACAAACUAACGACUUCUGACUCUACCGACCUUGCCAACAGUCUUCUUGAAACUGAAAAUUCCAAGAUCAAGGAAAGCAAAUGUGCGCUGUUUGUUGUGACUAAAUAUGUAGGCAACAACCAGUACUACAUGAACUGUUUCCGGGUGGCGGCCAAGCAUGCGCGUGAGCAUAGCCAAUUUAAAGUGAUAGUCGUUGUUGUAGGGGAUAUAGAUUUUACCAGUUUGGAGCCUGGAUUAAAAAAGAUGUUGGUAAGCGGAAAUUACAUCACUGCGCGUUCCCGGUGCGCCUGGGAGAGAUUAGAGUACGAACUUCCAAAGAGACGAAGCCGUCUGGAGCCCUUCUCACAGGACAGUGAGAUCGGUAUAUGUGACACCGAGACAAUUAUAUAUAAUGCAGCGAGGAAAGACAAGGGCGACGAAUGUGAUGUAGAUUAGGAUAGAGUAACUUGUUAAAAAUGUUGUCGAAAGCAGUGAGAGGGGUAUGCAAACAGGGAAUUGAUAAUGAGUCUGUGGAGAGAGAGAGAGAGAGAGAGAGAGAGAGAGAGAGAGAGAGAGAGAGAGAGAGAGAGAGAGAGAGAGAGAGAGAGAGAUGCAUAACAUUUUACAGGAACGUAAUGCAUAUAUAUACAUUACGUAUAACAUUACGAAUUAUUACAAACAAGCCUUGUAAGUAAUUCAUGGAUUGUAUAUAAAACAUUGGAAAUAGUAUUCUUUGCACGAAUUCAGAAAGAUACGCUGGUUGUAUCUUCUUAUAUUGUUUAUCAUGUGUUAGGAUCGAUUCAUACAAAACUAAAGAAAAAUUACACUA